UAAUUUGAAAGAUAGUUGAAAUAAAACUCAUACUAUUCUACUAGAAUCUUUGUUCUUGCUCUUCUCGUCAAUCUGUCGUUUAUUAUUUUUCUUUGUUAAGUCACUAAGUCGGUAUAUUUCUGUAGUCUGUUCUAUUGUCAUGAAUAUCAUUUCCAUUUGUUUUUCUUGUAUAGUUGAAAAGUCUAGUCUCUGACAAAUAGUCUUGUACUUUCUAUUUAAUUUAUAAACAUAACACGAAACAACAUUUUAAUUUAUUAUUAUUAAUAUUCAUGUAUUUUCAAUAUUUUUAUUAAUUACAGAUCAUUACAUAAUAUCAACGAAGAUUACUCAAUAUAAAUAACAUAGAACAAGUAUACAUAUUUAUAUCUUAUGUCAACAUCACAAGGAUUUAUAAAAACUGUUAUGGUAUUAUUAGAAAGUACUAGUGGUUCAGGACAUUGUAUAGUUGGUUUUCGACCACGUUUAUCUACUAAUCGUAAAGAGAAAAUAGCAUUUGAUCCACUUGUUCAACAAAAUGUUUUAUAUCGUGAAUUACGCAAAAUACGUUCAUUGAAAAAAGCAGAAAGUUAAACUAUAUAUGUAUAUCUAUUAGAUAAAUACAAUGUAUAGUAAUUCUUUAUUUUAUUAUAAAUAAAUAAAUGUUCACUUCAUUA
Messenger RNA from Schistosoma margrebowiei, 653 nucleotides. Lineage: Eukaryota; Metazoa; Platyhelminthes; Trematoda; Strigeidida; Schistosomatidae. The record is from the annotation of a GenBank genome assembly.